CUUCUGCGCAUGAGCGAUUUACACAGCUCGUGUUUUGACUAGCAUCACCGCCAGAAGAGCGCGUGGGGUCCGAAAUACAGUCAUGGCUUUAAUCGGUGUUAGUGGAGAGUGGAUGUUUCUGUCAUGUGGCACUAAAUUGAUAGCGGCUCACAUCAAGCAGGACAGAGAGCCAUUUGUAUUUGACUGUAGCACCGCCAAGAAAAGAGAAAAUGAUCCAAAGGCUGAUGACAAUAGCCUUGCAGGGACAACUGGAAGUGACGUUAUACUUGCCUUCAGAAUUUCCCCCUCUGGGAAACUGGUGGCCCUCACCGAUGACUCCAAACGACUGGUCCUGUUGCAGUAUGAGCAUUCUUGGCAGUGUGUCAGCACCAGGUGGUUAGUGAGGAGGGGCACGUCCUUGGUGUUUAACAGGGCAGAGGACGAGGUGCUCGUGGCUGAUAAAUCGGGUGAUGUGUAUUCCUUCUCUGUGAUGCAACCGGAGAGAGAAGGCGAGCUCAAGAUGGGCCACCUAUCCAUGAUCCUAGCUGUUGCUGUGUCACCUAACGAUAAGUAUAUCAUCACUGCUGACCGUGAUGAAAAAAUACGAGUGAGUCACCUUUGUUCUCCACACAGCAUCCAGUCCUUCUGUCUAGGGCACAAAGAGUUUGUCAGCUCACUGUUGGUUCCUUCAGGUGAUCUGCCCUGGUUACUGUCAGGAUCAGGGGAUGGGACGAUGAAGCUGUGGGAGUAUAGUACUGGUCAGAAACUCCAAAGUUGGGACUUGAACGACCUGGAAGAGACACUUGUCCCUAAAACGGAGAAUGAGGGGAAGGUAACUGUUUGCCAUAUUACUGGCUCCUCUGAUGGGCGUCACAUAGCUGUGCAGUGUGACAGAAUGUCAACAGUUCAGUUUUUCAUGCUGAACCAGGAGAAUAAAGAGAAGAAACUUGUACCACACAGCAGGCUUUCCCUGCCAUGCUGUCCAGUUCACAUGACCUUUGACCCAGAAGGCCAGCUUUGGGUGCUGAUGGAUUCCUGUGAAACGCUGCUUCAAAUCUACAAGCUUGAACAAUGCUUCUGGAAGUGUGAAACUGCUACCAGUGUACUGAAAAGAGUGACUGAGAUCUUCAAGCCUCAUUGGCUGACACUUGAUGCUUCCACGAGGGCUGCUGGCCGUUUUGAACAUCUGCAUAAGGUGACUUUUGAUAACAUGACCGUGUACAUGAAUAAGAAGCACCAACGACUGGAGGAGCAGCAGCAGAAGAGGAAAAUGGAACAGGGAAACAACGGCAAGAAGGCCAGAAAAGAAGUUUUGGGAACAGUCACGGCUUUUUCAUCUACAUGAAUUGACUGUUUUGUGUUUUCCAUUUAUUUUACUGCUUUUGGAUGAGCCAUGAUGACAAAUGUUAAUCGCAUGGGAUCAUUUUGAGUUUGGCAGAUUUUUGAUUUGCCUUACACAUUUAUCAAAAUCUAUAAAAGUCAAUUUUGGUUUGAAAAGUACAUGACAUUUUUGGGCGCCAACACUUGAAUCUUGAAAUAUUCUGUCCCAAGCUAACAGUAGGCCUCUUGAUGUACAAAGUAGGUCACAGUUAAUAAACACUUCAUAAU
This is a messenger RNA of Hippocampus zosterae (dwarf seahorse), 1587 nucleotides long. RefSeq names its product WD repeat domain 4 (gene wdr4). Gene Ontology annotation, cellular component: nucleus; cytosol; tRNA methyltransferase complex. The record is from RefSeq and is a predicted model, not a curated record. Gene Ontology annotation, molecular function: protein binding; tRNA (guanine(46)-N7)-methyltransferase activity. Gene Ontology annotation, biological process: RNA (guanine-N7)-methylation. NCBI's taxonomy places the organism in Eukaryota, Metazoa, Chordata, Actinopteri, Syngnathiformes, Syngnathidae. The transcript is spliced from 11 exons. Bases 83 to 1324 code for a protein of 413 amino acids.